AAUUGAAACCAUUCAGCUUUUUGCUUAAUUCCUAAGCCUCUCAACCGCGCGAACUAAAACAGACGUUUCGACAAAAAGAAACUCCCCCAAUUCAAACCCGAAACGCUUCUUUCCUUUCCCUUUUCAAUUUUAAAUUCCCAGAAAAAGCCUAUAGUCAGAGACUGUUGGGUGUGAGCCAAAAUAAAAAAAAAACCCACAAUGCAGAAAAUGGCACAGGAAUGGUUCUCCGGCGGCAGCACCGGCGCCGGCGGCGACUCUCAGCAGCCGGCGUCUUCUCUCUUAGCCGAUUGGAACUCCUACGCCGCUUCCCAAUCCGCAGAGGACAGCUCCUCUUCGGCCCUCGGCUUCGAUCUCGAAUCCGCUGUCCGCUCCGCAAACGACACCGUUUCGGGCACUUUCAGCGUGGUUUCCAAAGGAGUUAGAGAUCUACCUGGGAACCUCCAGUCUGCCACUAGUAGUGUCCCUUCAGGAAAAGCUCUCAUGUAUUUUGGUUUGUUUCUGGCAACUGGGGUGUUCUUCGUUUUUAUUGCAUUUACCAUGUUCCUUCCGGUUAUGGUAUUGAUGCCACAGAAGUUUGCUAUCUGCUUUACACUCGGGUGUGCCUUUAUAAUUGGAUCCUUCUUUGCACUUAAAGGUCCAAAGAAUCAGUUUGUUCACAUGUCCUCAAAAGAGAGACUUCCUUUCACACUUGGAUUUUUAGGCAGUAUGGUGGGUACCAUAUAUGUCUCGAUGGUGCUUCACAGCUAUAUUCUCUCUGUGUUUUUCUCUGUAUUACAGGUUCUGGCUCUUGCAUACUAUGCUGUUUCAUACUUUCCUGGUGGAUCAGCGGGUUUGAAGUUCCUAUCUUCUGCCCUUACGUCUUCAGUAAUGAAAUGUUUUGGGAGGUGACAUUGACCUCUUUUACUUCUAUGAUUGCCGUGUAUAUUUCUUGCCUAAGUUUUUUUGUAAGUGUAGUUGAAACUAUGGGAUGGCAUGAGAAAGAAUUCUAAUUUGAACCCUUAAGAAAUGUAAGAGUUUCUUUCCUUUGGAAGUUGAUAGUGCACCUUCAUUAGAAAAGAAAAAAAAAAUCAGUGUGAAUCAGUGACACCAUGAAUCAAUUGGCAGUAAACCUGUUUGAGUAUCUACUGGCCAAGGCAAUGGGAUGGCCGGCCAAGGCAAUGUCAUGGACGGCCAUCCCAUGGGGCUGACACUACAUUCUUUUACUGUUUUAUUAGUCUCCCCCUUUGAAUAUGAGGUGACUGAAAUGCUGUCUCUGCAAGGCAUGAUAUAUACGAGUCAAUUUGUAUCAUAUUGCCUGGUGAGUGGUAACAAGAAUGAGAUUGAAAACUAGGAUGAUGUCAUUAUGAAUAGGUUUUGGAGUUGUCUAUUUCGUUUCAGUUGUCUUGACUUACAACUGCAAAUUUGCAUUUUGAAGUGA
Molecule: messenger RNA, 1417 nt
Organism: Rosa rugosa (rugosa rose)
Lineage: Eukaryota; Viridiplantae; Streptophyta; Magnoliopsida; Rosales; Rosaceae
Product: protein transport protein SFT2
Exons: 4
Coding region: 199-888 (229 amino acids)
Biological process (GO): vesicle-mediated transport
Cellular component (GO): membrane
Source: RefSeq, a predicted model, not a curated record